Paramuricea clavata is the source of this 850-nucleotide messenger RNA. NCBI's taxonomy places the organism in Eukaryota, Metazoa, Cnidaria, Anthozoa, Malacalcyonacea, Plexauridae. The record is from the annotation of a GenBank genome assembly.
UUCCAUCAACUCCUUGGGAGAAAGUGGGAACUGAUCUGUUUCAGUUGAAGAAUAAAGAUUACCUGAUUGUUGUUGACUAUACAUCGAAGUAUUUCGAAGUAAGUGCUCUUCCAAAUACCCUAGCCUCGACUGUUGUGCAACAAACCAAAAGUAUAUUUGCUCGAUUUGGUAUACCUAAGACUGUAGUUAGUGACAAUGGUCCUCAAUAUUCUUCGCAUCAAUAUAAAACAUUUGCGAGAGAGUGGGGUUUCCAACAUGAUACGUCAAGCCCCAGAUACCCAAAGAGUAAUGGAUUCGUAGAAAGAGCUAUUCAAACUGUAAAGAAGACCAUAAAAAGGCUCUUAAAAGUGGCGAUGACCCUUGCCUUGCACUGCUUGCAUUACGUUCAACUCCUGGAACUGACAAUUCCCCGUCCCCAGCAUUUAAGUUAAUGAAUCGCCAUAUAUCUUCGAACGCCCCGACCUUCAAUAAAAACUGAGAAAACAUCACCUACUUUGCUUGGGUCACAAAAGGUUAAAGAGUAUUAUGAUCAACAUACAAAGAAUUUGCGACCUCUUAAAAAGGACAAUCAGUACAAGUUAGCGAUGGUAAAUCAUGGCAUGUGAAGGGAAAAGUAAUGGAAAGAGUUGAGCAGCCAAGAUCUUAUGCUGUUGAAACAGAGAAAGGAACAAUCAUUCGUAGAAAUAGAAGAGAUCUUCUUAGCACGCCGGAAAGAUUCGAUCUGCGUGAUGCCGUUGAUGAUGAAAUGGAGAUACCACCUAACCCUUUAGCGGUACAACUACCACAACCAAAUCAACCAACCUUACUCCCAAUCAUCCACCUUUACUCCCGUCAAGAUCUAUACUUCUGA